Messenger RNA from Alligator sinensis (Chinese alligator), 1535 nucleotides. RefSeq names its product WD repeat domain 13 (gene WDR13). Lineage: Eukaryota; Metazoa; Chordata; Crocodylia; Alligatoridae. The record is from RefSeq and is a predicted model, not a curated record. Gene Ontology annotation, molecular function: promoter-specific chromatin binding; protein binding. Gene Ontology annotation, cellular component: nucleus. The transcript is spliced from 10 exons. The coding region runs from base 35 to 1498 and encodes 487 amino acids.
CUCACCUGAGCACCCACCUGCAGCAAGGUGGGGCAUGGCAGCCGUGUGGCAGCAGGUGCUGGCUGUGGACGCAAGGUACAACGCCUACCGGACACCAGGGUUCCCCCAGUUCCGCACCCAGUACAUCCGGCGCCGGAGCCAACUGCUGCGGGAGAACGCCAAGGCUGGAUUUGAGGCAGGACCACGGCGCCGAUACCUCCGGUUGCGUGCCCAGCUCUUGGCCCAACGCUACGGGCCCUUGUCAGAGCAGAGCAGCUGCCGGGCCUGCAGCCACAGUCUAGUGGCCAAGUGUAACAAUCCCCUCUCCCUGUCCCAGGACUUCGAGGAGGAGGCACGGGCACUGGGAGCACGGGGGCACCGGCGCUCCGUCAGCCGUGGCUCAUACCAACUGCAGGCCCAGAUGAACCGUGCUGCCCAUGACGACAGGCCACCAGGGGGGCUGGUGCCGACGGCAGCUGCUGAGGCGAGCCGGGCCAUGGCUGGGGACACAACCCUGAGCGAGAACUAUGCUUUUGCUGGUGUCUACCACAUCUUUGACCAGCAUGCCGACCAGGCCGUGCCAAAGGUGGCGUUUGCCCAUGACGACCGACACCUUCUGGCCUGCUGCUCAUGGGAUGGGACACUGUCAGUGUGCCGCCUUGCACCAGGGCCACCAGCUGUGCUGCGGGUGCUACGCGGGCACCGUGGGCCCGUGGCUGAUUUUGCCUGGGCCUUGUCCAACGACCUGCUGGUCUCAGCCUCACUGGAUACCACCCUGCGCAUCUGGGCCCCCAGCGAUGGGCGCUGUGUGCGCGAGGUUCCUGAUCCUGAUGGCGCACCCCUGCUCUGCUGCGUCUUCCAGCCCCUCAACAACAACCUCACUGUGGUGGGGAACGGGCGCCAGGGACUGCACGUACUGAACAUCUCAACAGGGAAAACAGCACGGGGAGGCUCAGCUCGGCUGGGUGGGCGGGUGCUGUCUCUCUGCUUUGAUGCACCUGGGCACCUGCUGUGGGCUGGCGAUGACCACGGUGCCAUCUGCUCCUUCCUCUUUGACGUAGCAACUGGAAAGCUGACGAAGGCGAAGCGACUGGUGUUGGGGGGUGGUGCAGCUGUGACCAGCAUCUCAGCUCGGUCCUGGAUCAGCCGUGAGGCUCGAGACCCCUCAGUGCUGGUCAGCGCCCGUGGCCCUGGCGCUCGCCUGCUGCUCUACCGGGUGGUGGAUACUGAGGGAGGGCUGCAGCUGAAGCGCAGCUUCCCAGUGGCACAAGGGACGCAGCCCGUGCGCUCUAUCUUCUGCCCUCUCAUGUCUUUCCGCCAGGGCGCCUGUGUUGUGACAGGCAGCGAGGAUGCAUGUGUGUACUUCUUCGAUGUGGAGCGCUCAAGCCGGGCUGUAGUGAACAAGUUGCAGGGCCAUGGUGCCCCUGUGCUGGGUGUCAGCUUCAACUGCGACGAGAGCCUGCUGGCUUCCAGUGACGCUCGCGGCCAGGUCAUCGUCUGGCGCCGUGAGCAGAAGUAGCCACUUCCCGUCCUGGAUGACUGCAGCCUAUGAUGGA